Molecule: messenger RNA, 525 nt
Organism: Fonsecaea erecta
Lineage: Eukaryota; Fungi; Ascomycota; Eurotiomycetes; Chaetothyriales; Herpotrichiellaceae
Exons: 1
Coding region: 1-525 (174 amino acids)
Molecular function (GO): FMN binding
Source: RefSeq, a predicted model, not a curated record
AUGCCUAUCUUAAUCACCUACGCCACUUCUCACGGCUCGACGCGAGAAGUGGCCGAGCGGAUCGCCUCACGCCUUCAUGCCGAUGGCUUCGCCGUCGACUGCCGGUCCGUGGACCACGUGUACAGCGUCGAGAACUACAGUGCCGUCAUCCUGGGGAGCGCCGUGCACGGCCAAAAGUGGCUGCUGGACGCACAAAAGUUCCUCGACAUCGAGGCCAUGGGUCUGCAGCUGAAGCCCACCUGGACCUUCAGCGUGGGCAUGGCUCCGGCCGUCGGCUCGAAAUGGGUCCGAGACCGAGCCGUGCGCCGCGAGUCACGCCAGAUCGAAGAGAUGGUCCUGCGGAAGCUGCCCAAGGUCCGAGAUCACCAUUUGUUCGCGGGAAAGGACGACGGCUCAGAGACCCCGGCCCCCCUACGGUGCCUCUGGAGCUGCGUCGGUGGACGCUGGGGCGACUACCGUGACUGGGGUGAGAUUGACGAAUGGGCGGACAUCAUUGCCAAGGAGUUGAAACUGGAGGGCAUCUGA